Molecule: messenger RNA, 1782 nt
Organism: Rhizophagus irregularis DAOM 181602=DAOM 197198
Lineage: Eukaryota; Fungi; Glomeromycota; Glomeromycetes; Glomerales; Glomeraceae
Product: serine palmitoyltransferase component
Biological process (GO): ceramide biosynthetic process; sphingosine biosynthetic process
Cellular component (GO): serine palmitoyltransferase complex
Molecular function (GO): pyridoxal phosphate binding; serine C-palmitoyltransferase activity
Source: RefSeq, a predicted model, not a curated record
GUAAUAGUCAAUGAUCAAUCGCAAAUUUGACAUCGCAUCAAAAAAAUUAUUGUUCUAUGUAAAUAAAGAUAUUCAAAAAAAAAAAAAAAAAAUUUCUGAUAUUUCACAAUGGGCAAAGGAAGCCGAACAAAGGUUUCAACAGCUCAGAAUUUUCAACUAUCUACUUCUGAAAGCUCUAGCGAUCAUUUUACUAGUUCGGCUAUGAAAGUAGAACAAGAGGGACCUGCUAAAAAACAGCGAUAUGUAUCAAAGCGAAGAGAAGACGAUCCAGGCUGGAAAGAAGAGGAGCCUCCGUAUUACUUUCUUUUUACCACAUAUUUAUCAUAUUUAGUACUUAUUUGUUUUGGUCAUCUGCGAGAUUUUUUUGGAAAAAGAUUUUUAAGCAAAAAUUAUAAACACUUGAAAGAACAGAAUGGAUAUGCACCAUUAAAUUCUGAUUUUGAUAAUUUUUAUGUUCGUAGAUUAAAAUUAAGAAUUAAUGAUUGUUUCAAUCGACCAGUUACAGGAGUUCCAGGAAGAAAAAUUACCUUAUUAGAAAGAGAAACCAAAGAUUAUUGUAAAACAUUUCAAUUAACAGGAACUAAAAGAGAUUGUUUAAAUUUAAGUAGUUAUAAUUAUUUAGGAUUUGCACAAAGUCAAGGACCUUGUGCUGAUGCAGUUGAACAAACAGUUAGAAAGUAUGGAAUUUCGACAUGUAGCCCUAGAAAUGAAGUUGGAACAUCAAAUUUACAUCUACAAGUUGAAUCAUUGGUAGCAAAAUUUGUAGGAAAGCCAGCAGCAAUGCUUAUUUCAAUGGGAUAUGCUACUAAUAGUACAACAAUACCAGCAUUGGCAUCAAAGGGAUGCCUCAUAAUUUCUGAUGAACUUAACCAUAGUUCUAUAGUAUUUGGUAGUCGUCUUGCUGGGGCUUUUAUUAGAGUAUUUAAACAUAAUAAUAUGACAGAUUUAGAAUCCUUGUUGAAAGAAUGUAUUAGUCAAGGUCAACCACGUACACAUCGACCAUGGAAAAAAAUACUUUUAAUUGUGGAGGGAUUAUAUUCCAUGGAAGGAAGUAUAUGUAAUCUUCCAAAAAUCAUCGAAUUAAAAAAGAAAUAUAAGUUUUAUUUAUACGUGGAUGAAGCGCAUAGCAUUGGAGCACUAGGACCACAUGGAAGGGGAGUGUGUGAUUAUUAUGGAAUAGAUCCUAAUGAAGUUGAUAUAUUAAUGGGAACGCUUACAAAAUCAUUUGGAGCAGCAGGAGGAUAUAUAGCAGCAGACAAAAAUAUCAUCAAUCAUUUACGACUUACAAAUCAUGCUACUAUAUAUGCAGAAUCAAUGACUCCAAUUGUACUUCAACAGAUAUAUACUUCAAUGUCUAUUAUAAUGGGAGAAGAUGGAACGAAUGAAGGACAAGAAAGAUUAGAAAGAUUAGCAUUUAACUCAAGAUAUUUAAGUACUAAUUUGAGAAGAUUAGGGUUUAUUGUUUAUGGCGACCGUGAUUCACCCAUUAUACCUCUUUUAUUAUUUAAUCCUGCAAAAAUUCCGGCAUUUUCUAGAGAAUGUCUAAAGAGAAAUUUAGCAGUUGUAGUUGUUGCAUAUCCAGCUACACCAAUGAUAUCAUCAAGAGCAAGAUUUUGUAUAUCAGCAGCACAUACAAAAGAAGAUAUUGAUGAAAUAUUAAAAAUAUGUAAUGAGAUAGGGGACAUAUUACAACUUAAAUUAUCAAGUAACAAAAUUCGAUAUACAAUUGAAGAAGUUUUAAGGGAUGGGGAAAAUAAUUUAUAAUGAUAUAAUAAUGAUAAU